AUGGCGGCCCCUCGACCAGACCAAAGCCCCAUGAAGCUCCCCAACCUGCUGCUAUUCUGGCUGAGUGCACUCUGGCCUCAGCUCCUGGCCAUGCCCCUGAGCUCCUCCAACUACCUACCCCAGAGCUUCCUUCCUCAAAUCCAGGAGCAAGUGCGGAAGAUCCAGAAUGACAUCGAAGGGCUGCAGCAGAGAUUGUGUGCCGACUACAGCCUAUGCCAUCCAGAGGAGCUGAUUUUGGUUGGCCAGUAUCUGGGCAUCCCCAAGCCACCUCUGAAAAACUGUUACAGCCAGGACUUAAGAUUGGUAGUCUGCCUGAAGCAGCUGCACUAUGGACUCCAGCUCUACCAGGGUCUUGUGAAAGCACUGGGGGGCAUCUCCCCUGAGUUGGCUCCGACUUUGAACAUCCUGCAGCUCGAUGUUGGUGAUUUUGCUGCCAACAUCUGGCAACAGAUGGAAGAUCUUCAAGUGGCUCCUGAGAUCAUGCCUACCCAGGGAACCCUGCCCACCUUCAGUUCCUCUUUCCAGCGUCGAGCAGGGGCUGUCCUUAUCUUUGACUACUUGCAGGGCUUCCUGGACAUGGCAUGCCGGGACCUGCGCCAUCUUUCCCAGUCCUGA
Trichosurus vulpecula (common brushtail) is the source of this 615-nucleotide messenger RNA. It is a transcript of the gene CSF3, whose product is annotated as colony stimulating factor 3. The transcript is spliced from 6 exons. Gene Ontology annotation, molecular function: cytokine activity; growth factor activity. Gene Ontology annotation, cellular component: extracellular region. Gene Ontology annotation, biological process: positive regulation of cell population proliferation; immune response; positive regulation of myeloid cell differentiation. The record is from RefSeq and is a predicted model, not a curated record. Lineage: Eukaryota; Metazoa; Chordata; Mammalia; Diprotodontia; Phalangeridae. The coding region runs from base 1 to 615 and encodes 204 amino acids.